AAUCGCAAGACGUAAUAAUGUUUCAGUACACAAUGAGUAUCCAUUAUGUAUUGAAUAAACAUUAAUAACAUCUGUUCAAAUCAGCGAUAUUUCAUUAUUUAAUUGUAUUUUAUCUUUUAUAAAUGAUCAGGAUAUUUUAUGAUUAAAACAAUAAAAUUUAAAGAUGGAUGAUGAUGUUAGUAUACUUGCGCAAGAAAUAAAGAAAGCUAAUAAACUUCCAGAAAAAGAUGCAGCGUUCUUAAAUAAAUUAGGUAUACAAUUAAUAAACCCAGUAUUACCACAGCAUGAAAUUGAAUUACGUGCUGGAUCUCAUUGUCCAACACAGAAGGAAUUAAAAAGGUUUGAAAAAAUAGCACAUAUUAAAAAAGGAUCUUAUGAUCCAGAGGAGGACGCAAUAAUUACUCAUAAUUGGAAAUCAUUUUGCAAGCUGCAUAAUUGGAAUUGUAAAAAUGUUCAACCUUUUUUAUUGCUGCGAGAAGACAAUAAAACAUAUAUUCGUAGUAAAAAGGAAAGAAGGAAAUUUGUGCAGUUUCUAGCCGAUGGCCUACCAAAUAGAACUCUGUACAGUGUAUAUCAUAGAUUUAGGAAUCUAUAUGCAGAUCGUGUGCAAAGAAGGUUUCUUCCUGAAGAAGACGAAAUGAUUUUAAAUCACUUAGAAAAUAAUGCAAAUCUUGAUGAGAAACGGAAGUAUACGGAUUUAGCAAGGGUUUUAAAACGAACUCGAGCAUCUAUAUGGCGUCGUUAUAAAAUACUUAAGAAAAAGCGUGAAAAAGAAGUACAACGAAAUAAUUAUAUUAGUAUGCCGUGUUUCUAAUUACCGCCUAGUAUUUGUAAUUAAAAAUAAAUUUUUAAUUUUCUUCUGUAGUUUAGUAAAUUUAUGUAAUUAAUAAAGUUUAAUACGUUUUUUAUUAUUGUUAAAUUUAUACUAUUGUUUUAUACUUACACACGCACACAUCAUUUGAUUGAAAUUUCAGUGAAUGUUUUCCUACAAAAAAAGAAUAUUAACUAACU
This is a messenger RNA of Osmia bicornis bicornis, 1011 nucleotides long. RefSeq lists its product as uncharacterized. Gene Ontology annotation, cellular component: nucleus. The record is from RefSeq and is a predicted model, not a curated record. NCBI's taxonomy places the organism in Eukaryota, Metazoa, Arthropoda, Insecta, Hymenoptera, Megachilidae. The transcript is spliced from 4 exons. Gene Ontology annotation, biological process: regulation of transcription by RNA polymerase II. Gene Ontology annotation, molecular function: RNA polymerase II cis-regulatory region sequence-specific DNA binding; DNA-binding transcription factor activity, RNA polymerase II-specific. The coding region runs from base 164 to 814 and encodes 216 amino acids.